Ceraceosorus bombacis is the source of this 720-nucleotide messenger RNA. NCBI's taxonomy places the organism in Eukaryota, Fungi, Basidiomycota, Exobasidiomycetes, Ceraceosorales, Ceraceosoraceae. The record is from the annotation of a GenBank genome assembly.
AUGGGUCUCAAUUGGCGUGUGGCAAGGCACUCCACCUUCCUGAACAAGGCACAUGGGAAAAGGAGGUUGGAUUAUGCCCAAAAGUACCUCAAACAUGACUGGAGUCAGACAGCCUUUACAGAUGAGACCACAUCGACUAACAUGCCUUCAAAGAGCACAAGAGUCUGGAGCAAACCUAAUGAAGCAUGGCUUAAAAGAAAUGUCAGACCUAAGGUCAGCAGCAAAAGACUCUCUUUCAUGGUCUGGGCUGGCAUCAGCAAGCAUGGGCAGCAUCCACUGUACAUGUUUGAGACCAGCAAAAGUACCUCAAAGAAGGGUGGUGUGAAUGCCACCAUUUACAGAGAGCAGAUCACUCAAGGCAAGCUCAGAGACUACCUCACAGGUCUUGGGAUGAUAGGAGGCCCUCCUACAUUGGGGGAGGACAAUGCUCCUGUUCACACAGCAAGACUGACAAAGGAAAUGGCCAGACAAUUAGGAUACACCCCUCUUCCCCACCCUCCCAACUCUCCAGACCUCAAUCCCAUUGAGAACUGCUGGGCAUGGCUCAAGAAUCAGCUCAAGAACUCAGAGAGACACCCCAAGAAUGAGUAUGAGCGGUUUGAGGAGGCACAAGAACUCUGGGCAAACAUGCCACAAUCUUUGGUUGACAAGGCCAUUGACAGUAUGGAGAGUAGAUUGAAAGCUGUCAAAAGAACUAGAGGCUUUGCAACACUCUACUGA